AUGUCACCUCCGCCAGGUGGAGCAUCCUUUUCCAUGUAUGGUGGUGACACGCCUGGUGCCACAACACCUGGAGCGUACACUCCAAUAGGCUUCACUCCCACUGGAUACACACCAGGCAGCUACACGCCUGGUGGCCCAAUCAGAAGGGCGAAUUCGGGCUAUGCGCUGGAUGCAUCAACUCCAAAGCUGUCAUCAGGCACGCCAAGAAAAUUUGGUGCACCUGCGGCAUCACCAACAUCUAGAAGGAGGACUGAGUCAAAGAAGCCGUCCACCAGGAUCGAUCCUGAGCAGGUCCCGAGACCUGUUGGACAGCCAGAGGCCAUCAAGGAGGAGGGUGGCAAGGUCUAUGAAACAAACAAGUACCACGUGCCGCCAGCAGCAACAGCGGUGUGUACCAUCAUUGACAGAGGAUCCGCAUCUUGCGAAUUUAUUCGCUCAACUGUCAACCAGGUGCCCGCCUUCCCGUCUACUGCAAACACAGCUCAUGUCCCCAUGGCAGUAAUUUGCCAGCCUUUUGCCGAACUUACUUCCUAUGAGGCAGACAUUCCCUGCGUUGACCUUGGAGAGCCAGGUCCUUUCCGGUGCAAUCGGUGCAAAGCAUACGUGAACCCUUUUUUCACCUGGCACAACCAUGGCAAAGAGGCCACCUGUAAUUUCUGCAACCAGCGUUUGGAGGUUCCUCAAGAAUACAUGGUCGGGCUUGAUGACAAGGGCCAGAGGAGAGACAAGGACGAAAGGCCAGAGCUCAAUCGCGGCACAGUUGACUACAUUGCUCCCACGGACUACUCCGAUGCUCUGCCUGUGGUUCCUGCGACAAUUUUUGUGAUCGAAGCGACGCAAAGAUCUCUGCAGUGCGGGCUGCUGCCGCAGGUUAUGUGGACGCUGCGGUCCUUGCUGGGCUUCAUGGAGCAGCCAUCUUCCAAGAUUGGUAUUCUCCUGUUUGACCAUGCCUUGCACUUUUUUGCAUUUUACCCUGGAUUGGACUGCGCACGUCAGAUUACCGUUUCUGACACAGAGGAUCCCUUUGCUCCCUGCGGUGCAGACGCUUUGCUUGUAGAUGCAGAGGAUCCUGCGUAUCGGAAUCAGAUUGAUACUCUUCUCGAUGAGUUGCCUGGUUUGCUUUGUGCAGAGGGCCUGGCAGAACAGGCUGCGGGGUGUGCUGCCCUAAAAGCUGCAACCGAAUUAGUGGGAAGUCGUGGUGGAGGACAUGUUGUCAUGUUCCAUGCCAGUUUGCCGAACUCCGGAAUCGGAGCCUUGCGGCAUAGAGACGAUAUCAAGCUAGCCGCCGAGCCAGAAGGCGGCGGUCUUUUCAAUGUGCAGCAACCGACCUUCAUUGAGGAAAUUGGCAAUGAUUGUCUAGCUCGUGGGGUUGCGGUGAGUGUGUUUUGUGCUCCGGCGACGGGAAUCUACAUUGAUAUGGCCACUCUGAGUAGAAUUCCAAGGAGAACAGGUGGCGAAAUAUGUUUCUACCCUGGAUUUGAUCCAAGCCGAGAUGGCGAAAGACUUCAUUACGAUUUGUCCAGGACCGUAGUGCAGUCGUCUGUGUACAGCGUCAUGUUCAAAUUGCGGGUGAGCAAGGGGCUCGCCGUCGACAGUAUGCAUGCCACCUGGGAUCCAGAGGUAAUUGAUCCUAGCACCUUUGCUGUCUCCAGAAUGUCAGUGGAUGCGACGGUAGACUUCUCCUUGGUUCAUGGGGAGAGGAUUGAGGGGCAGAAGAAUGCAUUCAUGCAGGUUGCUUGCCUCUAUACCAGCAAAAAAGGCAAAAGACUGAUCCGUGUGCACACGCUGCAGCUUCCUGUGACCUCAUCGUUGAGCAAUGUCUUCCGAUACACAGAGAUCGACUCUGUCACCAACCUGCUCCUGAAACAGGCAGCAGAUUCCGCUCUCAGCGGGAAUGGCAGUUUCAAAGACAAGCUUACAAAAGCAUGUGUGGAUAUGCUGCACGCCUACCGGUCCAACUGUGCCUCAAUGACAUCGGCCGGUCAGCUGAUUCUACCAGAAUCGCUUAAGCUAUUGCCCCUGUACAUCGGCUCCAUUCGGAAGUUUCCUGCUUUCCGAGCAGGUUUAGAUAUCAAAGUGGAUGACAGGAUAGUCUCUCUCAUCAGAUCUCUGGGCCUGCCGAUCGGCCUGACAUCACCAUUGGUAUAUCCACGCGUCUACACAAUGCAUCCACUGUCUGAGAGAGCUGGAAUACCCACUGGAAUUGGGGACAAUGUUUUUAUGCCUCCAACGGUUGCUGGCUCCAGCGACAAACUGGCAGCGGAUCGAAUCUAUUUGAUAGACAAUGGUAUCAGCCUUCGGCUGUAUGUCAGACCGGAAGUUGACCAAGAGAUCCUCUACCAACUGUUUGGAGCUGAAACAUUGCAAGACGUUGCGGUGAUUCUGUCAGCGCCAGAGGAUUAUGCAGACUCUCUCAGUGAGGAGGCAGAGCGCAUGUUGGCAUGCGUACAACAGAUUCGUCGAGAAAGGUGGAGGCUUCCUUGGCAAUCAUUUUGCGUGGUGCUUCCGGGUACUCCAGAGGAGUCACGCGUUCUAGCAUCACUAGCAGAAGAUCGAGCUGGAGCAGAGUCCGCUUAU
Messenger RNA from Cladocopium goreaui, 2577 nucleotides. The record is from the annotation of a GenBank genome assembly. Lineage: Eukaryota; Dinophyceae; Suessiales; Symbiodiniaceae.